Aspergillus eucalypticola CBS 122712 is the source of this 1690-nucleotide messenger RNA. Its product is annotated as alpha/beta hydrolase. The coding region runs from base 144 to 1364 and encodes 406 amino acids. The transcript has a single exon. The record is from RefSeq and is a predicted model, not a curated record. NCBI's taxonomy places the organism in Eukaryota, Fungi, Ascomycota, Eurotiomycetes, Eurotiales, Aspergillaceae.
CCGCCCGGCAGCACAAGGAUGUUUGUUACGACUACUCAUGAUUCCUCCAAAAACACCUUAUUUCCCUUGACCCCCGGAUCUUUGCACCCAUCCUACGAUCCGUCUAUCACUUAUCUGGGUGCUGAAUCCAUUACAGCUUCAUCAUGGCGGCCAGCAGCCUUUUGGCCUCUCUACUCAAGUAUGCUUCUCUUUCAGUCGCCAUCGCGGUCGGCUUAUACGCGACGCUGUUGGGCCUGCUGACAACGCAAACAUUCCAAUCCCACGUGGUGUACUUGCCUGCCAUCGAAAUGGCAUGGUUUAAAGACCUCAAUGUCUUUGAAACCUUUGGCUUUCUACGCAACCAGGUCACCCCUUUUGCAAUCCGGACCCUCGAUGGAGAGCAGCUUUACGCCUGGCACAUUCUGCCGGUGGAACUGUACCGUCGACACGAACAAUCCCUGGUUGCGGAGCCCGCAGGAUUAGUCUCUGAUAUUACUUCCCGGCUCUCCUUCCAGCUUCUGCGCGACGAUCCUGACGCUCGCCUGAUCUUGCACAUGCAUGGUGCUGGGGGCACGGUGGGUUCGGGCUAUCGCGUUCCCAAUUACCGGGCGCUGUCCGCUGGCCAGCCAGAGAAGAUCCAUGUUCUCACUUUUGAUUAUCGAGGGUUUGGGCGGAGUACUGGUCAACCCUCGGAGGCGGGCCUGAUCACCGACGCCCGUGCGGCGGUCGACUGGGCCAUGAUGGUCGCUGGCAUUCCCCCCUCUCGCAUUCUCAUCUUCGGUCAGUCUAUGGGGACUGCCGUCAGCCUUGCCAUCACCCGCGACCUUGCUGUCCAAACACCACCCGUGGUAUUUGCUGGCAGCGUCCUGGUGGCCCCGUUUGUUGAUGUUGCGACGUUGGUUUCGACCUACCGUGUGGCGGGCAUGAUUCCGAUCCUGUCCCCACUUGCGCGCUUCCCAUGGCUCUUCGAAUCUCUGCAGCGCUUCAUCCGGGACAAGUGGCUGAGCAAGGAUCGCAUUUAUGAGUACGUACGGGCCAACGAAGUGAACGGGCAAAGAUACUAUCUUACCAUCAUCCAUGCGGAAGACGACUACGACAUCCCCUCGCACCACAGCCAAGCCGUGUUCUGGCAUGCAGUCCGAGGAACUGUACCUGGAGGCAUCGGCUACGAUGAGCUAGAGCUCAAGAAACCAGGCACCAAAGUAGACCUUGGCGCUGCUGGUACUGUCGUGAAUUGGAAGACCGACAAUGGCAUCAUCCGGGAGCAGAUCCUGAAGACUGGCUUGCAUGAUGCUAUAAUGGGGUAUCCGGUAGUUACCAUGGCCGUUAUGCGUGCCUUCGAAUCCGCAAACCCGGCCUUCACGGGUCUGCUGCACGGAAACUAGGACGAACCGACACAGAGGCAAUGAAAAGGCCUCCGGGAUAGGUUGGAUGCACCGCAAAGCAGCUGACAGAUUCAGCAUAAGUUGUCAUUUGCACAUAGAACACUGCCAAUCCCGAGCUGCUUCUAGCCUACUUAGAGCAGACGAUGGUUGAACUACCACCUGCUAUGGCUGCUAAUGAUAGCAACCAGCACCAUUAUAAUCACUAUGCAGUUUACGUACCGUUAAAGCUCCUGGUACAGAAGUUAGAACAUUCCUCUUAGCCGGGCGUAGUCCAUGAGCUUCAAAGCGACUCAGGCCUUUCUGCGAAGUUAGCAACUCUUGAGUCC